GAAAAGAUGUCUGCGCCCAUUAAUGAGGUUCCCACAAGUUUUCAAAAGAAGAAACGUGUCUCAGUACAAAUUCCAGGAACAAAACCUUCUUUCCACAAUGCACAGUUAUUGAUAUCUACAGGUGUACCCUCGUUAGAUCAUGUGAUAGGAGGUGGUCUUGCAGUUGGAACUAUACUCCUAAUUGAAGAAGACUUGUACGGAAACUAUGCCAAAGUUUUGCUCAAGUACUUCUUGGCAGAAGGAUGUGUGGUUGGACAUGAACUACUUGUUGCUAGCUGUGAUGUGCCACCCAAGCAGAUAAUGGCUGAGUUGCCGGGUCCGAUAAUGACUGAGCCGGUUGAUAGCAGUGCGACAGAUACUGCUGAGAGCAUGAGCAAGAUGAACAUUGCUUGGAGAUAUCAGAAUUUGCCAGUUGUCAAGUCUUCCACAACUUCGAAAAGUUUCAGUCAUUACUAUGACUUGACAAAAGUGAUGCCAGAAGAUCUAUUGAACAAGACAACAGCUACCCUCAUCAACACAAAUGAUUUCCUGACAACACCAUGCACUAGCUCAGUAAUGACUCUGACACCAGCUUAUGAGAACCUGCUAAGGAGGAUUCAGUCUCAGAUAACUGAUGGCGGUUUCGGCACGACGCAGACUAAACCGCAGAGUGAAAGGAAUGUGCUGCGGAUAGCGUUGCACGCCCUCGGCUCACCAUUGUGGAGAAGUGAAGAUUGGAGUUCGGACAGAUUGGACACGUCGCUAACAACCUUCCUGUAUCUCCUUAGAGCUCUCAUGAGGCAAUCGUAUGCUGCUUGCCUCAUCACUGUACCAACACAUCUGUUCGAGGAUGCGGCACUUACUAGGCGAGUGGAGAGACUCGCUGACACGGCCAUCCGGCUUGAGUCGUUCUGUGGCUCGCAGCAUGAGCACAACCCUGCCUUCAAGGAAUACCAUGGUCUGUUUCACAUCGUGAGGCUUCCUCGGCUAAAUUGCCUCACGUGUCAGAUGCCUGAAACAUUAGAUUUGGCGUUCAAGCUGAGGCGAAAAACAUUCAUGAUAGAGAAACUUCACCUGCCUCCAGAUCUUUCGGAAACGGCGAGUCGGUCUCAGGAAGAGCUAGGUGUUCCCCUAUCAUCUUCAUCAGCUCAUGGUUGCAAUGCCGCUGUCAGUAGAAACCUGGAUUUCUAGCCUUCUACAACUGAGGUCAUGACGUGUAACCACAGCUGAUCAAGAAUACAUCUGAGGUCAUGAAAAGAUACUAGAUGUCUAUCAUACAACUGAGGUCAUGGCAUGUGACUACAGCUCAAGAAUACAUCUGAGGUCAUGAAAAGAUACUAGAUGUCUAUCAUACAACUGAGGUCAUGGCAUGUGACUACAGCUCAAGAAUACAUCUGAGGUCAUGAAAAGAUACUAGAUGUUUAGCAUACAACUGAGGUCAUGGCAUGUGACUACAGCUCAAGCAUACAUCUGAGGUCAUGAAAAGAUGCUAGAUGUUUAGCAUACAACUGCGCCUCUGCCUCUAAGUUUAUCAACAUUAAACACCAGUACUAUGCAGUCAGGUUUCUGUCGUACAAUUAGGGGGUCAGACCCUCAUCAGUAACAUGUUAUCGGGAGUAAAUAAUCAAAAAUCAUGGUUAUUUACUCCUGAUAUUAUCAUGCUGGUAUAUGCAGGUGUUUAUCAUGGAGAUGCAGUAAGACAUGUAAUUUUAGUGCCUGUGGAACGAAACUUGAAUGUUGAGUCGUCCAAAGGAAAUAUCGUGUAUAUUAUUAUUGUAUGAUUGUGUUGUAAAAUAUAUGACUGCAUUGCGCAUUUCUCACA
Messenger RNA from Priapulus caudatus, 1801 nucleotides. RefSeq names its product elongator complex protein 4-like. The record is from RefSeq and is a predicted model, not a curated record. The transcript has 11 exons. Gene Ontology annotation, cellular component: elongator holoenzyme complex; transcription elongation factor complex; cytoplasm. Bases 7 to 1170 code for a protein of 387 amino acids. Lineage: Eukaryota; Metazoa; Priapulida; Priapulimorpha; Priapulimorphida; Priapulidae. Gene Ontology annotation, biological process: tRNA wobble uridine modification.